This is a messenger RNA of Astyanax mexicanus (Mexican tetra), 862 nucleotides long. It is a transcript of the gene coxfa4l3, whose product is annotated as chromosome 9 C15orf48 homolog. NCBI's taxonomy places the organism in Eukaryota, Metazoa, Chordata, Actinopteri, Characiformes, Acestrorhamphidae. The record is from RefSeq and is a predicted model, not a curated record. Bases 192 to 455 code for a protein of 87 amino acids. The transcript is spliced from 5 exons.
CUCGAGCCUCAGAUGAUGGUGGUUUCCAUGGUGAAGCGGUUCUUCCUCAUAGAUGUCGAUACACUGUGUGUACGUGCCAUGCAGCUCGUCCCACCUGCUGUAUAAAGCCGGAGGAGGCUGGGAUGCUGAGCGUCUUCUUCUGGCAAGCCAUCAGACAACUUCACUUUGAGGCAACUAUAUAAGCUGUGAAAAUGGUGACAGGAGGUUUUCUGCAAAUGCUGAGGAAAAAGAAGGAGCUCAUUCCUCUGAUCGGCUUUAUGGCUUUUGCCGCCGCUGGAGCCACAUCUGCUAGUCUUUACUUCUUAUUCACCAAACCUGAUGUGAUUCUAAACAAAUCCCAAAAUCCAGAGCCUUGGGAAAGAGUUGACCCAUCAACCCCACAAAAGCUCAUCACUAUAAAUCAGCAGUGGAAGCCAGUGGAGGAGCUCCAGCUCGUGAAGAGUCUGACCAAGUAAUCGCAUCGCCUCCAUCCUGAGACCUCCAUCCAUCCCUUCAUCCCUCCAUCCCUCUCUCUCCCCCGCUCGCCCUCUGCUCACCAGUCUCGCGGAAUCUUUUCCGCACAGACUCGCGCUCAUAGGCUCAGUGUGCGGAAACGCUUCUGCUGUAUUGGUGAGAUCUCAUCGCAUGGGCGGUGCGUAGAGCACAUGCGCUCACUCGGGGAAGGGGAGUGGAGUGGGAGUGGGUGGUCGAUUGAUAUAUUUGCGUAUAUAUGUGAUUUGCAUAUAGCUGAUUUGCAUAACAUGCAGCGUUUUACUGCACUGUGCUGAAUUGUAAUGCAUUACUGUAAAGUAAUUAACUGUUAUGAAAUAACAUAUAUAAAUGUACAUAUUGAUACUGAAUAAAUAUAUGUGUUUAUCAAAAA